AUGGAAAACACUACAGCGAAACAUGCAACCAUCAACAAUCCAGCUGACAUCAGUGUAAUCGUUGGCUACUUCAUGGUGGUUAUUGCAGUAGGAAUUUGGUCUACAUUUAGGACUAAUCGUGGCACAGUAAGCGGCUACUUUCUUGCAGGUCGGACCAUGGUAUGGUGGCCUGUGGGAACUUCUCUUUUUGCGAGCAACAUCGGCAGUGGUCAUUUUGUUGGUCUUGCAGGAACAGCAGCUGCAAGUGGAAUCGCUGUCGGGGGUUUCGAAUGGAAUGCAUUAUUUAUUGUUUUGUUGCUGGGCUGGGUGUUCGUCCCUGUUUAUUUAACUGCAGGGGUGAUUACAAUGCCUCAGUAUCUCAAGAAAAGAUUUGGAGGGACUAGAAUUAGCUUGUAUCUCUCUGUCAUUUCACUUUUCCUUUACAUCUUCACAAAGAUUUCCGUUGACAUGUUCUCAGGAGCAGUUUUUAUACAGCAGGCUCUUGGCUGGAAUAUCUAUGUUGCAGUGAUUGCCCUGCUCUGCAUAACAGCACUCUAUACAGUCACAGGAGGACUGGCUGCAUUGAUGUAUACAGAUACUGUCCAAACCUUUGUUAUCAUUGCUGGAGCCUUCAUCCUCAUGGGAUUCUCCUUCUAUGAAGUUGGAGGAUACAGUGCUUUACUGGAUAAAUAUAGUUUAUCUUUGCCAUCUCAGAGGAGUUUUAACAUCUCUGAACAAUGUUACACUCCACGCGAGGAUGCCUUUCAUUUACUUAGAGAUCCCACGACUGGGGACCUGCCAUGGCCCGGCGUGUUAUUUGGCAUUGCAAUUAUUGGUAAUGUAUAUUACAUUACAUUAUGUAUUCUACAGGUAAUUGUGCAGCGCUGUUUGGCUGCCCGCAGUCUGACGCAUGUAAAGGCCGGAUGUAUAUUGUGUGGGUACCUCAAACUACUCCCUAUGUUUCUCAUGGUGUUUCCAGGCAUGAUCAGCAGAGUGCUUUACCCUGAUGAAGUAGGUUGUGUGGAGCCAAGAAUCUGUACGAAAGUGUGCGGCACAGCAGUUGGCUGCUCCAACAUUGCCUACCCCAAACUAGUGGUUUCCAUAAUGCCAACAGGUCUCAGAGGUUUAAUGUUGGCAGUCAUGUUGGCAGCUCUCAUGAGCUCACUAGCCUCAAUCUUCAACAGCAGUAGCACCUUGUUUACCAUGGACAUUUGGACUCGUAUUCGGCCUCAAGCUAGAGAUAAAGAGCUCAUGAUUAUAGGAAGGUUUGUAACACACUGCCUGUGUAAGAGUGUUGAGGUAAUUGUGCAGCGCUGUUUGGCUGCCCGCAGUCUGACGCAUGUAAAGGCCGGAUGUAUAUUGUGUGGGUACCUCAAACUACUCCCUAUGUUUCUCAUGGUGUUUCCAGGCAUGAUCAGCAGAGUGCUUUACCCUGAUGAAGUAGGUUGUGUGGAGCCAAGAAUCUGUACGAAAGUGUGCGGCACAGCAGUUGGCUGCUCCAACAUUGCCUACCCCAAACUAGUGGUUUCCAUAAUGCCAACAGGUCUCAGAGGUUUAAUGUUGGCAGUCAUGUUGGCAGCUCUCAUGAGCUCACUAGCCUCAAUCUUCAACAGCAGUAGCACCUUGUUUACCAUGGACAUUUGGACUCGUAUUCGGCCUCAAGCUAGAGAUAAAGAGCUCAUGAUUAUAGGAAGGGUGUGGAUACUCUGCAUUGUCGCCAUUAGCAUUUGUUGGAUCCCAGUUGUCCAGGCAGCCCAGAGCGGUCAGCUGUUUGAUUAUAUUCAAUCUGUGACUAGUUACUUAGCUCCACCUAUUGCAGCAGUCUUCUUCCUUGCAAUUUUUAUGAAGAGGGUCAAUGAGUCAGGGGCCUUCUGGGGUCUGAUGGGAGGACUGGUUAUGGGUCUGUGUCGUAUGGUACCCGAGUUUUCAUAUGGCUCAGGAACCUGCCUUAUUCCCUCCAACUGCCCAAAACUUAUAUGUGGAGUUCAUUACCUUUACUUUGCAGUGCUGCUCUUCUUCUGCACUGCUAUCCUGGUGCUUUUUGUAAGCUACAACACUCCACCCAUAGAGGACAAACAUCUCCAUCGACUUGUCUUUACCUUACGCCAUUCUAAAGAAGAAAGGGUCGAUCUGGACUGGGAAGAGGAGGAACGAGGAAGAAAAGCUCGACGAGAGGCAGAUGAAAAGAAAAAGGUCGUAGCUGAGGAGGAUCAAAUUGAACGUGGUGACCGAUCCAUAAUGAUGAUGAUUAUUGGCUGGUUUUGUGGCAUAAGUGAUACUCAGGCUCCAGAGCCCACAGAGGAGGAAGUGACUGAAGCAUCAAAACAAUUACCUGACAUAAGUGAAGACCCACUGUGGAAGAAUUUGGUCAAUGCUAAUGCUCUAAUAAUGAUGUCUGUGGCUGUUUAUUUUUGGGGUUACUAUGCAUGAGGGCAAAAAACAAUGAUCAUAGUAUAUAAUUCAGUGUUUCCCAACCCUGGUCUUGG
Messenger RNA from Sinocyclocheilus anshuiensis, 2465 nucleotides. Its product is annotated as sodium/glucose cotransporter 2-like. Gene Ontology annotation, molecular function: D-glucose:sodium symporter activity. The record is from RefSeq and is a predicted model, not a curated record. Gene Ontology annotation, biological process: sodium ion transport; transmembrane transport. The transcript has 18 exons. NCBI's taxonomy places the organism in Eukaryota, Metazoa, Chordata, Actinopteri, Cypriniformes, Cyprinidae. The coding region runs from base 1 to 2409 and encodes 802 amino acids. Gene Ontology annotation, cellular component: plasma membrane.